Molecule: messenger RNA, 1671 nt
Organism: Cygnus olor (mute swan)
Lineage: Eukaryota; Metazoa; Chordata; Aves; Anseriformes; Anatidae
Gene: MLEC
Product: malectin
Exons: 5
Coding region: 9-845 (278 amino acids)
Cellular component (GO): membrane
Molecular function (GO): carbohydrate binding
Source: RefSeq, a predicted model, not a curated record
AGCCCGGGAUGGGGGGCGCGGGGGCGCCGCUGCCGCUGGCGGCGGGGCUGCUGCUGCUGGUGGCGGCGGGGCGCGUGCGGGGCGCGGCGGGCGGCCUGGCCGACAGCGUCGUGUGGGCCGUGAACGCCGGCGGGGACGCCCAUGUGGACGUGAACGGCAUCCACUUCCGCAAGGACCCGCUCGAGGGCCGCGUGGGCCGAGCUUCCGACUAUGGCAUGAAGCUGCCGAUCUUGCGGUCCAAUGCAGAAGAUCAGAUCCUGUAUCAGACGGAGCGUUACAACGAGGAAACCUUUGGCUAUGAAGUUCCCAUCAAGGAGGAGGGUGACUAUGUGCUGGUGUUGAAGUUUGCAGAAGUGUAUUUUGCACAGUCUCAGCAGAAGGUUUUUGAUGUUCGCUUGAAUGGCCACGUAGUGGUGAAGGACUUGGACAUUUUUGACAGAGUUGGACACAGCACAGCUCACGAUGAGAUCAUUCCCAUGAGCAUCAAAAAGGGGAAGCUGAGUGUCCAGGGAGAGGUUUCCACGUUCACAGGAAAGCUCCACAUUGAGUUUGUAAAGGGCUACUAUGACAAUCCGAAAAUCUGUGCCCUGUACAUCCUGCAAGGAACAGUGGAAGAUGUUCCAAAGCUACAGCCACACCCAGGUCUGGAGAAAAAAGAGGACGACGAUGAUGAGGAUGAAUAUGAUGAUGGCUCCAGCGUUAAAAAACAGGCAAAUAAGAACCGGGUUCAGUCAGGCCCACGCACACCAAACCCCUAUGCCUCGGACAACAGCAGCCUCAUGUUCCCUAUAUUGGUGGCCUUUGGUGUCUUUAUUCCUACCCUCUUCUGCCUCUGCCGGUUGUGAGAGCAAGCCCCACAGAGCAUCAGCCGAGGGGCUGGGAGGGAAGGAGUUGGACCAAACACGGUUGCUUUCAAUUUCUCCAUACUGUUCAUAAUUUAAGGAAAAAAAAAAAAAGGUGAUUCGUUUGGAAUGAAUAGCAGGUCCAGGUAAGAGGAAACUUACCUUCCCCCUGCCCACAAGCAGCGAGGCCCUCACCUUCCCCUUUGCCACAUGCAGCCUCUGAUCCUCCCUGGCGCAUCCAAGAGCAAACUGAGUCCUGGCUGGCUGUGUACUGGGCUACUGGAAGCUGAUGCUAGGGGUCCUGGGCCAUGUCCUGUGCUGAAAGAAAGCCAUGUGCUGCAAGAUCUCAGCCUUUGCUGGGUGGAACACGAUUCUCUAAGCAGGGACGCAGCUCAUAAAAUGAGGCCUGGGUACACAUCUUGUCUGGGAGCCUGGAAGUGUUGUGGUGCCGUUGGGUGACUGACGACCGUGGAGGACAGAGGCUGGUUCUUCAGCAUCUCCCUGAAUGUGCAACACGAUGUAUGGUACUCGCCUGCAUAAAGACACCAAGACUCCAGCUGGCUGCUCAGCCUCUGGGGGGACCUUUCCCUUCCUAAGAGUGCAAGCUGCGCCGGGAGCAGAGGGAUUUAUCUGGCCUGAUGUGCUGCACCAGCUGGGAGAGACUUUCCUAGCCUGACAAUUGUAAUGUUAGAUCCGUGGCUGAGGGAUUCCGAUGUAGCCUGCAGAAGGCUGGCGUCUGCGUCUGAUCAGAUGCACUUGUUUUCUGUAUUGAUUAUGGCUUUUGUUUCCUUUCGUAUCUUUUUCUUUUCAAAGGUUCGUUUUAAGCCCA